Monopterus albus (swamp eel) is the source of this 6564-nucleotide messenger RNA. RefSeq names its product ubiquitin associated and SH3 domain containing Bb (gene ubash3bb). The transcript is spliced from 15 exons. The coding region runs from base 248 to 2179 and encodes 643 amino acids. NCBI's taxonomy places the organism in Eukaryota, Metazoa, Chordata, Actinopteri, Synbranchiformes, Synbranchidae. The record is from RefSeq and is a predicted model, not a curated record. Gene Ontology annotation, molecular function: protein binding.
GUUAAAAUAACAGUGAAGUGUAGUCCGUGUGUUCUGCUCGGUAUUCUGCCGCUGUGCCGUAGAAAUGCAUUAAGCGCAUCUAAUUGGCUGUUUCCCUCGGUGGGCGGGGCUCGACGUCCGCGCAGCGCUGCCCUCUGUUUAGCUCCGGAUUACCGUUACCUCUCCACUCGUACGGACACAUCUGAACUUCAUGGACUAGCCAAAGGUCUGGUGGUGGACUGUAGCGGACUGGCUGAACACGGGGACCAUGGCUGCCAAAGAGGACCUCUACACUAAAGUCCUCCCUCGGAGGCUCCGGCAGAUCCGCCUGGGCUCGGUGAAAGGUGGCUCCAACCUGGACGUGUUGUUAUCCAUGGGCUUCCCCAGACCAAGGGCACUGAAAGCUCUGGUAUCAACAGGAGGCCGGAGUGUUCAAGCAGCAUGUGACUGGCUGUUUUCACAUGUGGAUGACCCAUUCCUGGAUGACCCUCUCCCUAGAGAGUUUGUCCUCUACCUGCGUCCCAGUGGACCACUACAGAACCAGCUCUCCCACUUCUGGCAGCAGAGUCGAGCCACUUGUGGCAAAAACAAAGCCCACAACAUUUUCCCCCAUAUUACUCUCUGCCAGUUCUUCAUGUGUGCUGACCACAAAGUAGAGGCUCUAUGUGAGGCCCUCCAGGCCACCGUACAACAGUGGCGGGGUCGAUUUCCCAGCCCGCUGCCAUUGGAGCUCUACACAUCUUCCAACUUCAUUGGUCUUUUUGUGGGCGAGCAGACAGCCGACAUCCUUAGACAGUUUGCAGCCGACUUUGCUACUGAGGCUGCCAGCAAGGCAGAGGUCCAUGUGGAGCCUCACAAGAAGCAACUCCAUGUAACUCUGGCCUACAACUUCCCCACUGAUCACCUCCCAUCACUGGAGAAACUGGCCAAGGGCAUCGAAGUCAAGCUGGGCUGUGAUUGGCUGGCUGUCUUGUUCUCCCGGGACAUUCGUUUUGCUAACCACGAGACGCUGAGAGUGAUGUACCCCUACAUGCCUCAGAAUGAGGAUGAGCUGGAACUGGUUCCUGGAGAUUUUGUCUUCACGUCUCCAGUGGACCAGACUAGUACCAGCGAGGGCUGGGUGUAUGGAACCUCGCUGGCCACUGGGCUGUCUGGCCUGCUGCCUGAGAACUACGUUAGCAUGGCUGAUGAGUCUGACGCCUGGAUCUUCCAUGGCUCCCAUUCUUUCUUCAGCUGUGGGCCCAGUGACAAGACCAGCAAAGAAAGAGGGAUGUCUGAUGGACUGCUGGACACUCGACGCCCUGACAACACCUUUCCUGGAGACACGCCCACCCUCGGUCUGAUUUGUCAUCCAGUGCAGCAGGUCCUGCGGCUCGGUGGUAGUCACUCUCGGCAGCCCAAGCGCACACUUUUUGUCUGCCGGCACGGUGAGAGGAUGGAUGUGGUCUUUGGCAAACACUGGCUCUCCCUCUGCUCAGACAGUAAAGGUAGAUAUGUGCGUGCCAAUCUGAACAUGCCUACCAGUUUGCCACUGUGGGGAGGACAAAGAGACUAUGACAUGGAUGCCCCUAUCACUGUGUUUGGAUCCAUACAGGCUCGACUAGUGGGUGAGGCUCUAUUAGAGAGUAACACAGUGAUUGACUCUGUGUACUGUUCUCCCUCUCUGCGAUGUGUUCAGACUGCACAGAACAUUCUGAAAGGUCUACAGCAGGAUGGUAAACUGAAGGUGAGAGUGGAACCAGGGCUUUUUGAAUGGACCAAGUGGGUUUCUGGAAACUCUCUGCCUGCAUGGAUACCCCCCGCUGACCUGGCCACAGCCCACUUCAGUGUGGACACAACAUACAGACCUCUGAUCCCAGUCAGCAAGCUGACUGUGUCUGAAUCCUAUGAGAAUUACAUGAGUCGGAGUUUUCAAGUGACCAAAGAUAUCCUGUCAGACUGCAAAAACACUGGAAACAACGUGCUGAUUGUAGCCCACGCUUCCUCCUUAGAGGCCUGCACACGCCAGCUGCAGGGCCGCAGCCCUCAGAGCGCCAAGGACUUCAUCCAAGUAGUCCGAAAGAUCCCCUACCUGGGUUUCUGCUCCUGUGAGGAGCAGGGUGACACAGGAGUGUGGCAGUUAGUGGACCCUCCCAUCCUCCCCCUCACACAUGGACCAAACCACACCUUUGACUGGAGGGAGUUGCUUCUGCAAGAAUGACAUCUGCCUGAUCUGAACAUCUUCCACCUGGUCCUACUAUACUCCCCCAGGCUACAGUAACAAGCUUCAGACAUGUGCCCCUAAAAUACUGGAACUUCUCUCUUUUCAGCCUCAUUACACAGCUACUGGCUUUCAGAUGUCACAGCUGAAGAAGUGUCCCACCUAAAUAUGAGAAACUGAGUCGGAGUCAAAUGACUGGUGAACUGCCUGCAUCCCUCGGUGGCUGGUUUCAACAGUGACUAAGCAAAGGCCAGUCCUCAGAUUUCACUGUACUGCUAUUUUUUUAAGGAUAAGUUAGUUUGAGUGAUAGCUGCACUGUGUAGGAGAGCUAUCACUGGCAAUCAGUUGCAUCAUGCUUCGACACUGUCAGCCCAGUCUCAGGAAGUUUUGUGAAAUUAUCAUUUGCUCUGCUUCUGUGCGUAAUUAGCAAGAAAAAUAUUUUUCUCAACAUGAAUGUAUUGCACAAUGCUUCAUUCACACAGUGUCGUCAGAAUGGGAGAAACAAACAAAACAUUUCUUAUUAUGAGUUGGGAGUGUUUGUGCACUAUUCCUAGGUGGUUAGCUCUACUGCUAAUCUGUAGCCACAUCAAAUAAACUGCCUAAAUUAGCUACUUUUUGUCUGUAGCAGUUUCUUAUCAAGCUAAACCAGAUACAAACAAACAGUUCCUACAAAAUGACUGGAAGUGAUUGUAUUAAUGUUAAAUUUUAUUGUGAUAUAACUGCCAGUGGUGGUGUAUUUGCCACCAUUCUGCCAACCAUUUACUGACAUGUAUGUAGUUGUUUUCACCAAGUGGGAGCUAUAUCAAUGUCAGAAACUUUGGAAUCACAAGUUGGAGGCGGACGUGAACAGUAUUCCCUGCUCGGUUGCUCAUAAAUAUGUAUUAAACAAUAUAACGUACGUGAACACAGCAAGUAAGCAGGACUAAAGUAGACAUGUGACACUGAAGUAAUGCAAAUGAACGCAAAGGUCUGCUUUACUUUCAGCUCCGACUGCUUUUAUUUCUAAACUUGGUGAGACGGGUGCUAUGUUGCAUAGCUGUAAUUUUGUUGUCUAUCAAAUCUGACGCAUUAUUUUGUGGAAUUGGUAGCAAAAACUAGUGUUCAUACUAUACUAUGUAUUUAGGUUUUUUCAUUCCAUUGCUCAAAUUUCUGAGGACACUGUAUAGUGUGUAACAUUUGAAACUCAGACAUGCACUAGAUGGUACAUAGUGAUUUUGGACAUAGCAUUUGGUGUGAUAAGUGUGACUCUCUGACAGUGUCAGUAGGUUGGCUGAUCAGCUAACAUUUUAACAUGCUAAAGUUUGCAUGUUAAAAUGUGUAUUUUGCUAAAAUUAGCAUUACCAUGUAACCAUGAUAGUGUAUGUGUUGGGUUUAUCAUGUGUUAAUUGUAUGCCAUCAUGCAAUCUUGAUAACAUGCUAACAUUAACAUGGCCCAGUUGUACUCUGAGCUUAAUUCCAACACAUCUCACUUGCUAAAUGUUAACAUGAAAAGGAGAUAACAUGCUGUGUUAACAUACUGUAUACCUGUAAACCGCUUUUACUGGGGGCAGUAACACAGUGUUUGCAUAAUAUCUGAUUUGCAUUUGAGUUUGUGCUUAUUACACAACAUUUAAUGAAACUAUUGAGAUUUUGCAAUGAGAGUUUUGUGACAGAUCCCAGCAGCAUUUCCACUUCAUCUAACUAUCCAUGUGAAUAAGCACAUAUAAGCUGUUGCCUGAGUGCAGCUUGGAUCACAGCGCUCCAGACCAUAAUGAACAGAUGGUAGAGAUUGUAUGAAAAAACAUGUCAUCCUUUGUCCUGCUUGCCUGCCUCAGUAGCAGAAGGAAAACAUAUCAGAUCUGGCUUCAGGUCUUCACCAAGGCUUUUCCUGAUGCUACACACGUAAUGCGGCCCCUAAUGAAAGUUUACAGAUGACAAAGGUUUGUGAGAGCUCAAACCAAAUCUCUGGUGCUACUCAAUCUGCAAGUUAACAAUUAAGAUUUGAGUUUGUAAGAGCAGAAUUAGGUUUGAGUGCACAGUAUUGUGCAUAGUUGUUCUCUGAGCUGCUUGUCUGCUCUGUCAGUUUUCUCCAGGACUUUUGGCAGCUUCUGGGCAUAUCAAGCGAGCAUUUGUCAACCAGUUUUGACUGACAAGCUAUAACCACAUACAAGCACAUCUGGAUGUCAGGGUCAUGUCAUUUUUAAGGUUCAAGUCCACAGAAGGAAAAAAAACCCUCCUGCCACAUAGAUCAGUCAUGUUAUACAGUUGCUGUUGGCUAAAGCAUCUCCGUGGUAUUGACUGCAUCUUUUAUUAAAACAACAAGCCAUUGUGUAUGAUUUAGGCUAAUACCAUAUGUUCAUUUUGUGAGCUAAGAAGAAAUGUCGUGACAUUUAUAUGAAGUGAAAUGUUGUUAUAAUGUACAGUUUAUUUAUAACACUGACAGAUUUUAGCCACAUUCUGAAUCUAUGGCUUAGAGACUAAAUUGUUUGCCAACAGAUUGAACAUGAUAUUAGUCAUUUAGUGUCAAUGCAUGAUCUUGAGGAUAAUACAAAAACCAAAGACUGCUCUUUCUGCACUGCCACCAGCUUUUAUUUUGAAAACCAAGGGAAAGGUUUAACAGGAUGACCCUUCACUUCCAGGUCAAAUCGAACAGGUGAACCUCUGCUCUCAGUUUGAGUUUGUGCUCAGGGGAUCCAGGCUAGUAUGUAAUUGUUCUUGUGCACACAGAUCGUCUGUUGCACUCAUGAUUCUGCCCUCCCUCGCACUCAAAUCUGCUCUCAAAUGUCGGCUUGCAGACUGAGUAGCACCGAAAAUGUGUUAAUCUACUUGCAUUGCUCCUCGUGUUUUCUCUAUUUUGGUGCCACAUGUAGCACAUACCAUACAGCUGUGUCUUCUGCCAUUCAUGUAGUGUGUGUAAAGAUUGAAACAGCUGCAACUAUAACAGCACAAUCUGCAAUAUUGACAAUCAUAUAGUAGUAGCGCCUUGAUUCUGCUCCAGCACCAUUUUCACUCAGUUUACUGUAUGUUGUUCAAGGAUUCAGAGUAGCUGUAAAUAAUCAUAUUUUGAAAAAGAAAAGUCUUCCAGUUUUAUUUCUAUUUAUUUGUAAGCCUUUCUUUCAGAUGUUAAAAGCAAAGAUACUGAAAAAUAGGAUUAUCACUUUUGACUGCUUGUAAGAAUUUAUGCUUCAUAUCUCAGGUGUUUGCUGCAUUGAAGACAUACCAUAGACUGAAUGUAAAAAUGGAUGAUGCAUCACCAUUUCUCUGCACUAUGCAACAGUGAAGGCAAAAUAUCAAGAAUAUGGCGACUGCCAUCUUGGUAUUUUGCUACCUGAUUCUGUGCAGUAGCAGUGUAUCAGACCACCGAUCAAAGUUGUCAAAUCAUAUGAAAUAGCCCGUUUUUAUAUCAUAAAAAACGUAUUAAAAACAAACUUACUAGAAAAACAACCACUUGGACACAAAUCAGCAUGAUGAUAUGGGAAAAUGUAUUUGACUUGUAGUUUGAAUGUUUUGUUUGGCUUAUGUCCCAUCUGCUGUCAUGUAGGGGGUGGGGUUUAUGACCUAUACAGCAACCAGCCACCAGGGGGUGAUUGACUUGUGGUGGCUUCACUGUCACACCGUCCAUUUUUUUAUACACUCUAUGAGACAUAUAUGCAGCUGUGAAAACUGUCAUUGAUAGAGUGACAAUGUUGUUUUGAGUGCCUCCUGGAAUUAAAGUGAUGCCUCCUAAUGUACUGACUGCCCACUUAUAGUUACACAAGAUGUUUGAGAUCUGUUUUGUUGUUGGUCUGCUUUAAGACCCCAUAAGAGUUGCAUGUUAAGACAGUUCUCACCAGAGCAUCUAUUAACCCCUCUCUAUUGUGGAUACAUGUUUGGAGCCUUUUAUAGAUAUUUUAUUUCUAGAAGAACUGACCAUUGUCUGUCCUGUCCAUGAUGUCAGGUGCUUUCUAAACCCAUAUGGUCUAUAGUAUUUAAAUCAAGUUUUGAAAGUGUUUUGUGAGAUUUUUACCUAAACGUACAAAGACAAAUUAUGAAAAUAAAAGCUAAUAUAUUAGGAACUGAAACAUACAGAAAAUAUAACUAUAUAAUUUUUUUUUUGUGUAUACAAAAGCUAGUUGGAAAUUCCUUACAUGAUCCAUUUAAUAUCUCUAUAAUACAGCGCUUCUGUGUCCACACGUCCAUGGCAGCGAUAAAUGUGAAUCCUGCAGCAUUUUUCUGGAAAGUUUAAAUCACUGUAUUCUGUGUUCAGCUGCACCCUCCACUGGUGUGCUGAGUGUGUUUGAUAGAAUCAUUUAACAUAUUAGUGAAAUGUUGUGCUUAUUCUCUUUCUUGCUGAGAGUUAGAUGAGAAGAUAAACACCAUGUCUGUCUGCUAAAUAGGACACUGGAGCUGCAGGGGAAUGGCUUAUC